CUUUGUUGCGGGGCUCAGUAUGAGAGCUGAGAAGGCGCCGGCGUUCGGGAACCUGCUGGAAAAAUAAGGGGGAGAAAGCGAAGGAAACUGAGGCGUCUCCUCGUCUUUCUCUCUCCUCCAGCGUUCUGGGAUGCGUUUAGCGUUCCUGGACUAGCCUUAGGAUACAGGGAGGAGGAGGAGGAGGAGGACGAAGAAGAGAAGGAGCGGUGGCUUUGAGAUGGAGAGACCGUUAACGAUGUGAGGAAAACCUUGAGGUUUUCGGAUGAAAUUCCGCUCCUUGCCCUCAGAACCUUGAAGGGCGUAUUCAGGGGACGAAUUUACCUGCUGCUGCCGAUGAUAUUGUUUAUAAAUACUUGAAUGUGACUGCUGUUAAAAUGCCUCAGCAAAACAAUGAUUGCUCACAUUUGGAAUCUGUUGGUGAGAUAACCAAAGAAGAUUUGAUACACAAAUCUCAUGGGACUUGCCAAGACUGCAAGGUAAAAGGACCAAAUCUGUGGGCAUGCUUAGAGAAUAGAUGCUCCUAUGUUGGUUGUGGGGAGUCACAUAUAGAUCAUAGCACCAUACAUUCAGAGGAAACAAAGCACUGUUUAACAGUUAAUCUUACAACACUUCGUGUCUGGUGUUAUGCAUGCAGCAAAGAAGUAUUUUUGGAUAGAAAGCUAAGAACUCAUUCUUCCUUACAAAAUGUACGGUUAUCUUCCCCUGGUCCAGAACAUAUCAUACAGGAUAUUAAGUUACCCAGUAUCCCUACACUGAAAAUUCCUUUAAUUGCAACAUUUGAUGACCUAGAUGUACAAAUUGAUGAAGAAGAUGAAUUAAAGGCUAGAGGUUUGACGGGCUUGAGAAAUAUUGGAAACACUUGUUACAUGAAUGCAGCUUUACAAGCACUUUCAAACUGCCCCCCAUUGACACAGUUUUUCCUUGACUGUGGGAGUUUAGCUCGGACUGAUAAAAAACCAGCAAUUUGCAGAAGUUACUACAAACUUAUAACAGAACUCUGGCAUAAAAGCAGGCCUGGAGCUGUGGUCCCCACAAAUUUGUUUCAAGGAAUUAAAGCAGUUAAUCCAACAUUUCGAGGCUAUUCGCAACAAGAUGCCCAGGAAUUUCUACGUUGUUUAAUGGAUUUGCUUCAUGAAGAGUUAAAAGAAACUGUUAUUACAGUAGAGGAUGGUAACACAACAAAUGUUGAGGAGAGAAUGGAAGAAGAAAAAUGCCAAUCAGAUGCAGAUUUUCAAUCAUGUGUUAAUAAUGAUAAGGUAGAAAAUGAUCCUUGGUCAAAACCUGUGGCAAAUGACCCUGCAGAAAAUGCAAUGUUAAUUGAGGAGGAUGGAAAUACAUCUAAAGAUUAUCGAAAAGAGAGAUCCUUGUGUACCAAAAUGAAUAGAACAAAUUCAGUGGACAACACCGAAAAAGAUAUAAACAAUUUCCAUGAAACAGCUGAACUUUUGAAUAAUCAGGAAACAGUGAAGGUACAAAUACACAGCAGAUAUUCAGUUCCAACCAUGCCUUCCUCUAAAAAGAAGAAAAACAAAAAAUACCGAAGUGUUAUAUCAGACAUAUUUGAUGGUUCUAUUUUAAGUUCUGUACAGUGUCUCACAUGUGAUCGGGUUUCAGUUACACUGGAAACUUUCCAGGACUUGUCUUUACCUAUUCCAGGUAAGGAAGAUCUUGCUAAGCUGCAUUCUGCAAAUCAUCAGAACUCUCUUGUCAAGACAGGAUCUUGUGGUGAAGCAUAUGCUCCUCAAGGUUGGAUUGCGUUUUUUGUGGAAUAUUUCAAAAGGUUUGUUGUCUCAUGUGUCCCUAGCUGGUUUUGGGGUCCAACAGUAACCUUACAAGAUUGUCUUGCUGCCUUUUUUGCUAGAGAUGAACUGAAAGGUGACAAUAUGUACAGUUGUGAAAAAUGUAAAAAGUUAAGAAAUGGAGUAAAAUUCUGCAAAGUUCAACACUUCCCUGAGAUUUUAUGUAUUCAUCUCAAAAGAUUCAGACAUGAUCUUAUGUUUUCCACAAAAAUUGGAACUCAUGUAUCCUUUCCUUUGGAAGGACUUGAUCUUCAACCUUUUCUUGCUAAAGACAGUCCUGCUCAAAUAGCAGUUUAUGACCUUUUGUCGGUCAUCUGCCACCAUGGAACUGCAAUCAAUGGGCAUUAUAUAGCUUAUUGUCGAAAUAAUUUAAAUAAUCGAUGGUAUGAGUUUGAUGAUCAAAGUGUCACAGAAGUAACAGAAUCAACUAUCCAAAAUGCAGAAGCUUACGUUCUCUUCUACAGAAAAAGUAACGAAGAAGCUAAGAAAAAGAGAGAGAGAGUGUCAAGCCUUAAUGUAAUGGAACCAAGCCUCCUUCAAUUUUAUAUUUCACGUUUAUGGCUGAAUAAAUUCAGAACUUUUGCUGAACCAGGACCUAUUUCAAACAAUGAUUUUCUUUGCAUACAUGGAGGAGUUCCUCCACACAAAGCUUCUUUUAUAGAAGAUCUAGUUGUAAUGCUUCCUCAGAACAUAUGGGAUAAUUUGUAUAGCAGGUAUGGUGGAGGACCAGCAGUUAAUCAUCUGUAUGUAUGUUAUACCUGUCAAAUGGAAACAGAGAAAAUAGAAAAAAGACUGAAGACAGAACUGGAAAUGUUUAUUCGGUUGAACAGAGCAUUCCAAGAGGAGGAGUCUCCAUCUAUAUUCUAUUGCAUCAGUAUGCAGUGGUUCAGAGAAUGGGAAGCGUUUGUGAAGGGCAAGGACAACGAUCCUCCAGGUCCCAUUGACAAUACGAAAAUUGGUGUCAAUAAAUGUGGUUCGUUUGUUCUAAAACAAGGAGCUGAUUCUGGACAGAUUUCCGAAGAAACAUGGAAUUUUCUACAGUCAAUCUAUGGAGGAGGCCCAGAAAUCAUACUGAGACCACCUGUUGCUCAAAGUGAAUCUGAAUCAUUACAGACUGAAGAUAAAGUAGAAUUAGAAACACAUAAACUGUAGCCAUCAAAUUAAGGAAUGAAUUCUUACAACAUACCUUCCACUUAGCAACAUACAUUCCCAAGAUUUUUCAAGUUGCUAUUUUUAGCUUUAUUUUUUUCUGUGAAAUAACAAUGGUAGGCAUUUUAUCUGUGGAAAGUGAAUUGAAACACAUAUUGGUCAGUGACCAUAAUCAAGAACUGAACGGAGAUUGAAACCUCUUAUAUACACAUUAUAAAUAUUAGAACUUUUCAGAGACUUUGGAAUUGUGAUCUUAUUCUAUAUCAUUGUAUAUAUAUAUAUAUAUAUAAAAUUUAUGCAUUAUAAAUGUAAUUGGUCUUUUCACUUUAACUAUAAAUUACCAAGCUGUCUCCAUUCAUGUUUUAUCAAGACAAGUUGUCAAGGUUAUUGAACAUCAUUUGAUGGAAAGGUGGCAUUAGCAAUUAAGAAAAUAGAAAUAAUAAAUGUUGUAUGAAAACUCAGGAAUAGUAAUGUUUUCUUUGUGUGUCAGAUAUGUAAACUAUUCAGAUAAAUCACUGUUUCAGUCAGCAAAUAUAAAUAAACUGUACUGUUUAAAUUCUUUAAUAUGUUUUUGCUGUAUAUAAAUUAUCCUCAAUAACAUGUAACGACAGAUCUAUAAUGUCUAGGAAUAUUUGAUUUUAAGAGCAUGAAAGGGGUACGUUAAUUGCUCAUGCAAUUUAGGAUGUUUAUAGUCUUUUUUUAAUUCAGUGCAUUAAUAGUUCCACAUGAAGAAAAUUUAUAGUAAUGCAGUGCUCAUUGGCAUGAUAUAUGAUGUCAGAUGUUGAAUUGAAUGCAUUCAACGAGAUUGCAAAACAUUCUAGAUUAUUCAUAUUGAAAUGUUGAAUGUCAUCCAAAUGAUUUUUCUUCCUGAAUAUUACCACAGUAUAGACAAUAUUAUGAAAUGCUAGUUUAAUAAAAGUUGUUUUUAAAAUUGUAUAAAGUGUUUGAACUUCAACUCAAAUAAAGAUACGUAUCGCAGAUUCAUCCCACUGAACUUCAGAGAAAUUAAAAAAUGGAAGACAAGAUUCAUUUUGAUUGGAAAACCCUUUGAAAAGAAAUCACCUUUGUAUAGAAAUUGCUCAUAAGGUGUAAAAGAAAAAGAAAAACUUGCUUUGUUAAAUUGAUCUUAUGCAUGAAAAGGAAUGCUAUCAUUUACAAAUAGUUAUAGGAAAAAUAGAGUGAAACAUGUAAAGUUUACCAAAUCUAAUAUUUGUCAAUUUCAACUAUUAACUUGUACUAUUAGAAGCUGAGAUGCAUAGCUGGUACAAGUACUGUAAGCUUAGCUCAGGACUCUCAACAAUGUUACAUCCCUGAUUCAUCCCUGAUAGGAACUAAUGUUACACAUUCGCAUAUAAACUUUAUUUCAGAAGUUACAAAAGGUAAGAAAAAAUUCUGUCCUUUCAUCCCUCUCCUUCCAUUCCACAGACGCUCUUGUUUUAAACGUAGAUAAAUACAAUCACUUUGGGAAGAUUAAAAAUUCUAUAGUGUUGUAAUGUUGAUUGAUUGUGGCAAAACAAUCUUUGCUGAAUAUAUCUUGCCUUAAUUGGUUAUAAUUCUAAACAAGUUUUACAUCAUGCAAAUAAAAUCAUUUAUUCUUAAGUACAUACAAUUUUGCCGAGCAGCAUUAGUAAUACUUUGAAGACCUACAUUCAUCAGGGCUGUGCUUUGGGUGCAAGCAAACAAAUACAGCUUCUGCUUUCAAUAUCUUAAAUGUAAUCACUUUUCCGCAAUGUAAAUCCAUUGCUGAAAAUGGGUAUUGGGGAUACCCUGUGAUGGACUGUGCCUACAAAGUGAGGUGGUAUGGUGGACUACAGUGAAGCAGCAGUUUCCCAAGAGGUUGUUCAUUCCAAGGAGGGCGAAUACAGGAGACAACACAUCCUGCAACUGGAUAGGAAUCAGAGAUAGCCACUCCUGGAAUCUCUUGGUAAAUCCAUUAGGGUAAGAGUAGUAAGGGUUUAGUCUGGCAAGAUUCUCUCUAUUUGGUGUGAACAAAUAAAGAAAUGGACUUUGGCUGGAUUGUUUUAUGUUCUUGGACUGGGCCUGGAUAAAUCCUUUAUUAAAGAGGGAGGGAAGGAAAGAAGGAUUUCUGAUGCUCCCUUCCAGCUUCCCACAAGAAACUCAAUGGGGAGGCCAUCAGGAAGUCGGAACUUGCUCCUAUUCCCACUGCUUUUUUGUCCAUCAACCAUAUGUUCUACUCUGUUGGUUUGAUGAGAAACUGUUAAUGCAGAUUCUGAAUAUUUUCAAACCAGCUAUAUAUAUAUCCAUUUGAUUUUCUUGCCAAUCAACCACUCUUGGCUGGUUUACAAAGUAGAACAUCAUGGAAUACUUUGAAAAACACUUUGCUGAAGUUUAGAUGCAUUACACUAGUGUUCCUAAAAUCAAUCAAGGAACUUAACCAAUUUAGAAAAUGAAAUAGUUUGUCUAGCAAGACUUCCCAAAAGGAGUGGGAGAUACAGUAUUAUAACCAUAAUGAAGCCAUGCCCAGACUGUCUAAUUUAAACAUUUAAGAUGUUUAAAAGGAUAAUGGAGAAAAUCAAGAAUCCUUAAAACUGAGCCAGAGUCCUCCAGCAGGCUCUUGUGUUUACUCAACCAGAUAAAAUUACAGUAGAAUAAUUACACAAGUACUUUUUCCAAGCUACUCUAGCAAAAUCACCUAUUGGCUCAUUGCCUCAGAAAGAGACAAUAAUCCAUGGUAGCAAUGCUACUGAAAGGACCAGAAGAACCAUUUGGAAUCUGUACCUAAUUCAGUUCCUGAAAUGCAAAGGGUUUUUGUUUUAAAAUUCCUAGUCUAAGCCUAUCCUGGAAAACAUUUUGGAUGUUCUAUGUAAAAGGAGAUUUAUUAAUGUAUUUUGCUAAUUGGCAAUAUUAAGAAUAUCUUCAAAACAAAAGUAUAAAUACAAUGUACUGUAGAUAGCAUUUUGCAUCUAUAUUUCAACAAAGAUUUUGAUGCAUACAAAUCUAUUUGGUGAAAAACUUUUGCUUAAAAAACUAAAAGUCUGUUAUAAUACUACAGACUUACAUAUUCAACUUCUUUCCUUCUGUCUUUCCUUCUCUCCCUCCCUCCCUCCUGUCAGAGUUGAGAAUAGUAAACAAAAUCCUGUACAAAAUAUGGUUGUUGAACAAUGCAGCAUAUAUACAGAUACACAUAAAAAAUUAAUUUCGUUCUAGGUAUCUUUCAUAAUAUGCUAUAUCAAUGCAAGAUGUCCUGGUUCCCAUAGCAACAUCUUCUCUUCUUCCUGCUUUCCAAAUAAUAGAUCAGAAAAAAUUGAAACCCAGGGUACAGUGGCAGUUUCACAUAUGAUUUCAUCUUAGUACUGCCUUCAAAAGCAUGUAUAUAUUUUUAAAAAUGAGAUUUUCAACUACUAUGAUUUUUUUCACGACUUAAUCAGAGGUGGUCAGAACCUUUGAAGAACGGAACACUGCUUUCCCAGUUUGACAAAUUUCAUCUACCUUAGAGACAAAUGGAAUAGAUACUCUGUCGCAGUCCCGGUUUCCAAACCAUUCACUCCACGGGCCCCAUGGAUGCAAGGGAACAAAAAUUUGAGUUUGUGACUUUAAGCAUCUUCAUAGGCUAUCACAGAAGUGUUACAUUAAUAAGGAAGUGAAAAUUUGGGCCUGAAUCUGCUCAAAGUAGUACCACCAUAUUCUGAGAAUGUAUCACUAACUUUUACAGGUGACUAUAACUGAUGUCAGAUUCAGUUCUGGAUGCCCCACAUUAUAUUGCCAGAGCCAAGGAGAAAGAAUUAAAAUCAGUUGAAAUUGAUUCUAAAGAUCCUGGCAAUGAAGGAAGUGCACAAGGUAAGCCAGCCAGUCAUACAUACAAAGUCUGCCUAUCAACAAACUUGUUAGGAUGAAAUAUGGUUGUCAUCUGCUUUCCCCCUCAAGCCAGCAGAACAUGCUACACACCUGAUACAAAGUUUUAAACAAUCUCCCACAUCCAGGAGUCCUAUUAUCAUGGCAGAAUUGCAAUAUCCCUUCCUGAAAGAAUAUAUAAUUGGCCACUAUCCAUUAUUAUAGAAAAAGGAAUCAGUUUGAAGCUUUUAUCUGUGCAGCAAUCUAAUCCAACUGAGCAGAUCUAGUGCCUUCCUCCAUGACCCCAACCAUUAUGGAGGAUCUAAUGAUUAGUAGGAGAAGGAGUAACUAUGGAAGAACAUAUUCAGGUUUACACAAUACUAUUUAUUAUAGUUUGUUCAGUGAGCCAAAAAUAUAUAUGAUAUGAAGCCUGGAACAGAAGAAAAAAAUG
Molecule: messenger RNA, 7191 nt
Organism: Ahaetulla prasina
Lineage: Eukaryota; Metazoa; Chordata; Lepidosauria; Squamata; Colubridae
Gene: USP33
Product: ubiquitin specific peptidase 33
Exons: 23
Coding region: 375-2951 (858 amino acids)
Biological process (GO): protein deubiquitination
Molecular function (GO): cysteine-type deubiquitinase activity; zinc ion binding
Source: RefSeq, a predicted model, not a curated record